CGGAGAGCGCGGAGCCGAGGUCCCCGAGCGGCGCCUAAGCUUCCUUCUAGAAUUCAUUCCUUGCCUGAGUGCUUUCUUCCCUUCAUCUCGUACAUUUGAAAUUUUCUUUGACCUCUGAAGACUUGUGUUGCCUGAGGAAGCCCUGAAGUUGAGGAAGAGGAAAGAAAAGGAGUGAGGCAUGGCUCUUUCUCAGGAACGACUGACCUCUGAGGAUGUGGCCAUCAAAUUCACUCAGGAGGAGUGGGAAUUCCUGGACCCUGCUCAGAGGGCCUUGUACAGGGACGUGAUGCUAGAGACCUACAGGAACCUGCUGUCUGGGAGUCCCAGAAUUUUUGUUUCUGAUCUGAAUAUUAUCUUCACAUUGGAGCAUGAGAAAAAGCUCUGGACAGUGGGGAGUGAUGUAAAAGUAGCCAAAAAUAGAAUGUAUAAAGAACGAGAGUGGGACAAGCUGGUGGAGUGGAUCCGCUGUGGUUGUUACUUAGGAAAAUGUAAGGAGAAUAUCUCUCCUACAUAUGUGAUCAAGCAUUUGCAACCCAAAGCGAACAGUGAUAAACAAGAAACAUUCCAAACAUUGAUGCCGGGAAGACCUGAAAGCUGUGAAAUCAAACAUGUUCAUCUUUGGGAAAGUCAGGAAAAUAUGUGUGACUUUGAGUGUCAGUGGGGAGAUGACAAAAGAAAUUACAAAGGGACACCUGUAAGCUUUAAUGGAAAUGUGCCUGAUGGAAGAGAUUUGCAUGAUGGAAAGGAUGCAGGAAUCAAGCCCUUUGGAAACAGGCUUGGAUUUAAGUCUCAAGAUAAACUGCAGAUAUUUCAAACUGGUGGGAUAAUUUCUGAAUAUAAUGAAGUUGAGAGGUCUGUCAACAACAGUUUCUCAUUUUCACCACUUCAAAGAAUUCCUCCUUGUGUCCAAACCAGUGUUUCUAAUAUAUAUGGGAAUGAUUUUAUGAAUCCUUCAGUAGUAUCCCAAGACCUCAAAGCACACAGGGAAAAACCUUACAAAUGUGAUGAGUGUGGCAAGGCCUUUCAUGUAAAGUCAAUCCUUUUAAGUCAUCAGAAAAUUCAUACUGGAGAGAAACCUUACAAAUGUGAUGAGUGUGGCAAGGCCUUUCGUGUAAAGUCAAUCCUUUUAAGUCAUCAGACAGUUCAUACUGGAAAGAAACCUUACAAAUGUGAUGAGUGUGGCAAGCACUUUAGGCAGCCUUCACAGUUCAGAUGUCAUAAGCGAUUACAUACUGGAGAGAAACCUUACAAAUGUGAUGAGUGUGGCAAGGCCUUUACUCACAGGUCAAACCUCAGGAGACAUAAGAAAAUUCAUAUAGGAAAGAAAUUAUUUAAAUGUGAUAUAUGUGACAAAGUCUUCAGCCGAAAUGCACACCUUGCUGGUCAUCAGAGGGUUCAUACUGGAGAGAAACCUUACAAAUGUGAUGAGUGUGGCAAGGCCUUUCGUGUAAAGUCAACCCUUUUAAUUCAUCAGACAGUUCAUACUGGAGAGAAACCUUACAAAUGUGAUGAGUGUGGCAAGGCCUUUACUCACAGCUCAAACCUCAGGAGACAUAAGAAAAUUCAUAUAGGAAAGAAAUUAUUUAAAUGUGAUAUAUGUGACAAAGUCUUCAGCCGAAAUGCAAACCUUGCUGUUCAUCAGAGGGUUCAUACUGGAGAGAAACCUUACAAAUGUAAUGAGUGUGGCAAGCACUAUAGUCACUCUUCACAGUUAAUAAGUCAUAAGAGACUUCAUACUGGAGAGAAACCUUACAAAUGUGAUGAGUGUGGCAAGGCCUUUCGUGUUAAAACCUUCCUUUUAAGUCAUCAGACAGUUCAUACUGGUGAGAAACCUUACAAAUGUGAUGAGUGUGGCAAGGCCUUUCGUCAAAAGUCAACGCUUUUAAGGCAUCAGACAGUUCAUACUGGAGAGAAACCUUACAAAUGUGAUGAGUGUGGCAAGACCUUUCGUGUUAAAGCCUUCCUUUUAAGUCAUCAGACAGUUCAUACUGGUGAGAAACCUUACAGAUGUGAUGAGUGUGGCAAGACCUUUCGUGUAAAGUCAAUCCUUUUAAGUCAUCAGACAGUUCACACUGGACAGAAACCUUACAAAUGUGAUGAGUGUGGCAAGCACUUUAGUCAGCCUUCACAGUUCAUAAGUCAUAAGAGAUUUCAUACUGGAGAGAAACCUUACAAAUGUGACGAGUGUGGCAAGGCCUUUUGUGUAAAGUCAAUCCUUGUAAGGCAUAAAACAAUUCAUACUGGAGAGAAACCUUACAAAUGUUAUGAGUGUGGCAAGGCAUUUCAUGUAAAGUCGAUCUUUUUAAGUCAUCAGACAGUUCAUACUGGUGACAAACCUUAUAAAUGUGAUGAAUGUGGCAAGGCCUUUACUGAGAGCUCACACCUCAGGAGACAUCAGAAAAUUCAUACAGGAAAUAAAUUAUUUAAAUGUGAUAUAUGUGACAAAGUCUUCAGCCGAAAUGCACACCUUGCUGGUCAUCAGAGGGUUCAUACUGGACAGAAACCUUACAAAUGUAAUGAGUGUGGCAAGCACUUUAGUCAACCUUCACAUUUCAUAAGUCAUAUGAAAUUUCAUACUGGAGAGAAACCUUACAAAUGUGAUGAGUGUGGAAGAGUCUCCAGUCAAAAACCACGUCUUCAACUUCAUUGGAGAAUUCAUACUGGAGAGAGACCUUUCAGAUGUGAUGAGUGUGGCAAGUCCUUCAGUCAAAAUUCACACCUUACAAGUCAUCGCACAAUACAUAUAGAGAAAGCCUUCAAAUGUUUCGAGUGUGGAAAAUCCUUUACUCAGGUCUCAGCACUCACUAAACAUCAGAAAAUCCAUACAUGA
Molecule: messenger RNA, 2830 nt
Organism: Budorcas taxicolor (takin)
Lineage: Eukaryota; Metazoa; Chordata; Mammalia; Artiodactyla; Bovidae
Product: zinc finger protein 665-like
Exons: 8
Coding region: 179-2830 (883 amino acids)
Biological process (GO): regulation of transcription by RNA polymerase II
Cellular component (GO): nucleus
Molecular function (GO): DNA-binding transcription factor activity, RNA polymerase II-specific; RNA polymerase II transcription regulatory region sequence-specific DNA binding
Source: RefSeq, a predicted model, not a curated record